This is a messenger RNA of Gracilinanus agilis (Agile Gracile Mouse Opossum), 2570 nucleotides long. RefSeq names its product actin filament associated protein 1 like 1 (gene AFAP1L1). Gene Ontology annotation, cellular component: cytosol. The transcript is spliced from 19 exons. Bases 1 to 2517 code for a protein of 838 amino acids. The record is from RefSeq and is a predicted model, not a curated record. NCBI's taxonomy places the organism in Eukaryota, Metazoa, Chordata, Mammalia, Didelphimorphia, Didelphidae. Gene Ontology annotation, molecular function: SH3 domain binding.
AUGGCCAAAGGACGGGGACACUGGGAGUCCUGGCACUUCCCUGCCCCCUGGACGGAUAUUGAACAGUGUCGGGAGAUAAAGACACCCCUGAACCCCUGCGCCUUCUCAGUUCCCCCUGAGCGCCCCUUAUACCUUAUACUCGGCGAGGUCUGGUCCCUGGCGAACGGGGCGCUAGCCCUGGCCACUUCCUUACUCCCUCCCAAGCCCCUCUCCCCCUUCACUACUUGGCGACUCUUUCUAGAGCAGCUUCUUCCUGAGCUUACUGGAUUACUCAGUCUCCUGGAUCAUGAGCACCUGAGUGAAGCUACCUUGGAGAAGAAAAUAGCUGUCUCGGCCAUUCUGAAGAGUCUACAGCCUCUUCCAGGAAAGGAGAUAUCUUACAUGUAUAUGAACACAGCAGACUUGCACUCUGGACCAAGCUUUGUGGAGUCACUUUUUGAAGAAUUUGACUGUAACCUGAGUGACCUUCAGAACAUGCAUGAGGAUGAUUGUGAGACUUACAGAGACAGCUUGGAGCCAGCAACGGAGCAGUUCCUGAGAAAAACAUUGGAUCCUCCUCCACCACUUCCCACUAAUCCUCCCCCAGAAGAUGACUAUGAAGAAGCCCUUCCUCUGGGUCCAGGCAAAACACCUGAAUACAUCAGCUCUCAUAAUGGUUCUAGCCCACCUAACUCCAUCAUGGAUGGUUACUAUGAGGAUGCAGAAAGCAGCUACCCUGUGACCAGGAUUAAUGGGGAACAGAAGAGUUCCUAUAAUGAUUCAGAUGCCAUGAGCAGCUCUUAUGAAUCCUAUGAUGAUGAAGAAGAGGAUGGAAAGGGGCAGCAGUUAACCCACCAGUGGCCCUCAGAGGAAGCCUCCAUGCACCUGGUGAAAGACUGUAGAAUCUGUGCCUUCCUUCUACGGAAAAAGCGCUUUGGUCAAUGGGCCAAACAACUGACUCUUAUCAAGGACAACCAGCUGUUGUGUUACAAAAACUCCAAAGACCAUCAGCCCCACCUGAAGCUGGCAUUGGAUGUCUGUAAUGUCAUUUAUGUGCCCAGGGAUGGACGUCGCAAGAAGCAUGAGCUACGCUUCUCCCUGGGUGGUACAGAGACCCUGGUUCUGGCUGUACAGAGCAAGGAACAGGCUGAAGAGUGGUUGAAGGUUAUCAAAGAGGUGAGCAAGUCUAGUGGUGGAACAGAUGGGACAGAGAUACCCAAAUCUCCAGUUUUCCAGUGCAAACUAGAUCUGGAUAAGAGAUUAUCCCCAGACAAGCAAACAUCAGACUCAGACAGCAUUGGCACAGGAGAAAGCUGUUCAACCAAUAGUCAUCGAACAUCUGGGGACUCUGGGAGAGGGAAGAAGAGUAGCCUGGCUGAGCUGAAGGGCUCUGUCAGUCGCGCCGCUGGCCGGAAGAUCAACCGCAUCAUUAGUUUCUCCAAGAAGAAGUCACUGACCGAAGAUGCCCAGAUGUCCCUAGCAGAUGAGGGGGUCCCAUGCUGUGGUUAUUUGAAUGUAUUGGGGAACCAGUGCUGGAAGGAACGUUGGUGUCGUCUCAAAGGCAACACAUUAUAUUUCCACAAGGAUCAUACAGACCUUCGGACUCAUGUGAAUGCAAUUGUCCUUCAGGGCUGUGAGGUUGUGCCAGGUUUUGGCCCCAAACACCCAUUUGCUUUCCGGAUCCUCCGUGGCCGCCAGGAGGUCUCAAUCUUGGAGGCAAGCUGCUCUGAAGAUAUGGGCCGCUGGUUGGGGCUGUUGCUGGCUGAGACAGGCUCCAGAGUUCCUCCGGAGGCCCUGCACUAUGACUAUGUAGAUGUGGAGACGAUAGCCAGCAUUGUUAGUGCUGGACGACACUCCUUUUUAUUUGCAAGUUCCUGUCAGGGCCAAUGGCCUGAGCCUAGGGUCUAUGAUGAGGUGCCCUAUGAGAAGAUGCAGGAUGAUGAGCCUAAGCGUCCUUCUGGAGCCCAAGUGAAGCGACAUGCCUCUUCCUGCAGUGAGAAAUCACUCCGAGUAGACCCACAAGUCAAAAUCAAGCGCCAUGCUUCUAGUGCCAAUCAAUAUCGGUAUGGAAAGAACCGGGCUGAGGAAGAUGCCCGCAGGUACCUGGUGGAAAAGGAGAAACUGGAGACCGAGAAGGGUUUGAUCCGGAAUGAGCUAAUGACCCUACGAAAAGAGAAGAGAAUGCUAAAGGAGGCCAUAAAGAACAGUGAAGGGACGAAAUUAAAGGAUCUAGAAGAGAAGGUAGUGAUGCUAGAGGCCCAGUGCCGGGAAAAGGAGGAGAGGCGGAUUGAUCUAGAGCUGAAGCUUGUGGCCGUGAAGGAGAGUCUGAAGCAGUCCUUGGCUGGAGGACCAGCUCUUGGACUUGCUGUGACCAGCCAAAGCAAGACUGUGGAAUCAGCAAAUAAGUCUCCCAACCUAGAACACCCACCUCCUGUCAAUUGUACAGCUGAACUGAGAAAGAGGAGCCCAUCUAUCAAUGCUUCCAGCAAAGGGAAAGUGCUCCAGAAAGCCAAGGAAUGGGAAAUGAAGAAGACCUAAGAGGAACAUGAGGAAUAUAUUCUCUGGGGAGCUACCAGCUUCUCCAGUCCAAC